AGCUUCAAUAUUCUGCAUUUCUGGCCAGUCACAGGCUGAGCAUAAAGUAGAAUCAUAGUUAAAAGCAUCUUCAGAUUUAUUUCACCAUCCUUACUCCACAGGGCUCCCUCUUUAUUGGAACUUUGCAUAGCAGCUCUCGGACAGCAUUCUUGUAGCACCUUAGUUUGGCCACAGACCCACUCUCUUCUGGGUCUGAUGUCAUGGUGGUUCAGCAUGAGCAUGGAUAGUGAACCUGGCCCCCUGGGGCAAGGACAUCCUCCUUCUGUGCUGCAGUGACGUGCGCUACUCUCCUUGUCAAGCUCUGGAGAUGUCAGAGACGAGGCUUGUUUCUCAGCCAGAACUUUUCUUACUUUGCGCCCAAGUAAUUUUAUUAAAACUGGAUUAUCCAUUAGAACUGGACCAUUAAAUAAUCUUUAAAUCCACCAAUUUUUUGUUGAUGACUGAUAUUAGUAUUCUGACUCAUUUCUUCAUCUGAUUUUCUCAAGUUUGGGUUUGUCUACCUACAGGUGCAAUGUUUGUAGCCAGCCAAGGAUGACCACGUCAGCCAUGAAACUUUCCAGUGAACUCAAAAUAUAGCCUAUUCAGGUUUUUAGUAGUCAACCUUUUCUUAUUUUACUGUAACAUUGAGUUAGUUACAAAAUUUCACUAUAGGGGAAAUUGCUAUUGCUAGCAUCUUUUUUAUUUAAAUUUACUGUUAAAAGAUAGUUUACUGGACAUAUGAUCAGUGCCAACUGUCAGCAGGGCUAUGAGUUCUGUGCAACUGGCUGCCCCAAUUGAUCAGAUUGAGAUUAUUUUGCAUAAAUUAGGCAGUUCAUUGGCUUCAAAAUGCUCAUUUUGCAUGAAAAAAAUUUCAUUACAACCUACAUCUUCCUGAGCUCAAGUUGAGCUCUCAUGUGCUACUCAGCCUUAAUGUUAUUUUCUCUUUCUGAUAUAUACAAACAAAGCUAUCCAUAUUUUAUUUUUGAAUCUAAUUAUUGUAUUUUGUGAAAUAUUUUUUCUAGAUGUCUUAGCUCUGAAAAGAAUUACUUCAAAAAUGUCAACACCUAACAUUACGGCUCAUCUUGUGAAAAAGCUGCGGCAGUUGAUGAAAGAUGCAAGCUUUGUCCCUAAAGCAUUGCAUGCCUACAUUAUCCCAUCCUGUGAUGCACAUCAGUCAGAGUACACAGCCGAGUGUGACCAGCGUCGAGCCUUCAUAUCAGGCUUCACCGGAUCUAUGGGGACAGCAAUAGUGACUGACACAGCUGCUGCUCUAUGGACUGAUGGCCGGUAUUACUUGCAGGCUCAGCAAGAAUUGGAUCAAACCUGGGUCCUCAUGAAAGAAGGGCAGCAUGACACUCUGAGAGAAGGGCCAUGGCUCGUCAAUCAUUUUAAAGGCUAUAUGCCUCAGCAAGGCUGUGUGGUGGGUGUAGAUCCAUUGCUACUAGAUCAAAAGUGCUGGGUGGAGCUGGAGAAGGAGCUUCUGGGUGCUGGUCACCAGCUUGUUGCUGUUACAUCCAACCUCGUUGAUGUCGUGUGGGGCGCUGACAAGCCUCAGAGACCCAACAACCCUGUGCUUGUCCAUGAUAAACACUGGACAGGAAAAAGUCAUAUAGACAAAAUAAAUGAAUUGCGCAACACAAUUAAGCAGAAGGAUUGCUAUGCUGUUGUCCUCACAGCUCUGGACGAUGUUGCAUAUCUACUGAACAUGCGAGGCAGCGACAUCCCCUACAACCCCUUGUUCUUCUCAUACAUGAUCGUCACACUGGAAAGCGUCACCAUUUUCGUUGAUGUCUCCAAGUUAACGGCUGAAGCAACGCAGCAUCUGCAGCAGGAACCCUGCCCUGUUGAAGUUGCUCCCUAUGAAGAUCUCCUGCCACGCCUCACGCAGGUGUGCUCGAGUGUGCCACCGGGGCAGUUCGUGUGGCUACCCACCACCUGCUCCCAGGCCGUAGUGGGCUGCGUGCCGCCCCACCAACGUCGCCUGCUCUGCACGCCCGUCGCUCUGCCCAGAGCUGUCAAAAACCCUACAGAAAUACAAGGGCUGGAGGCUUGCCACGUCCGUGACGGUGCGGCGCUGUGCAGCUUCCUGGCGUGGCUGGAACAGGAGGCGCCGCAAGAGACGCAGACGGAAAUGUCCGCGGCCGCCUACCUCGAGCAGUGCAGGGCGAAGCAGGACAACUACCGCGGCCUGAGCUUUGAGACGAUCACGGCGGUGGGCAGCAACGCGGCCAUCACGCACUACCGCACCAGCCCCGCCACCAACAGGACGGUCACCACCCGCCACAUCUACCUCGUCGACUCCGGCGCCCACUACAGUGAUGGCACCACGGACGUCACGCGCACGCUACACUUCGGGGAGCCGACAGCGGCGGAGCGCGACGCCUUCACGAGGGUCCUGAAGGGGCACAUCGCUCUCGCCACCGCAGUCUUCCCACCCAAAAUAAAGGGCAACCGUCUGGACAGUUUUGCACGGCAGUUCCUGUGGUCGGUGGGGCUGGACUAUGGCCACGGCACUGGCCACGGCAUCGGCAUGUUCCUCAACGUACAUGAGGGCCCCAUGGGCAUCGGCUGGCGGACCUACCCUGACGACCCUGGCUUGGAGGAGGGCAUGUUCCUGUCUGAUGAACCCGGAUACUACAAAGCGGGAGAGUUCGGCAUCCGCAUUGAGAGCAUCGUGCGCGUGGUGAAGGCGGACACUCCGCACCGCCACAACGAUCAGGACUUCCUCACCUUCAAAGUGGUCACUCUGGCACCCAUACAAGCCAAACUCAUCGACGUCUCGCUGCUCACUAAUGCUGAGCUGGAUUGGCUGAACGCGUACCACGAGACCGUGAGGAAGGAAGUUGGUGCUGUUCUGAGUGCGCAGCGCGACCAGCGCGCGCUGGAGUGGCUGAUGCGGGAGACUGUGCCUAUAGCGCGUCUCGCCUGAGCUACUCUCCGCCGCACGUAGCAUGGCUCAUCUUCGUCAUUAAUGCGUGUCGGCACCUUAUACCCAAUCCAUGUAUCUUCAGUAGUAUACGCAUUUUUUAAAUUUAGCUAACUAUUUUUUCAGAUCAAUGAAGCAAAUGGCAGGGUAACAGUUUUUACAAGACGCGACUUCGAAAUUCUAACUUUGCACAUUAUAAUUCAUUUUACAGUAUGCAGAAAAUAAAUGAUGGACAUUAA
Hyalella azteca is the source of this 3144-nucleotide messenger RNA. It is a transcript of the gene ApepP, whose product is annotated as xaa-Pro aminopeptidase 1. The record is from RefSeq and is a predicted model, not a curated record. The transcript has 12 exons. Lineage: Eukaryota; Metazoa; Arthropoda; Malacostraca; Amphipoda; Hyalellidae. Bases 1034 to 2908 code for a protein of 624 amino acids. Gene Ontology annotation, molecular function: metalloaminopeptidase activity.